UUGGGAGGAUUCGAUCCUUCGUUGUCCUUGAGUGGCAAUAGCAAAAAGCUGAAGCUGCCUGGUGAAGAAGAAGAGGAGGAUUAUGUGGGACUCGUCGGCGGAACCGGGUCCGAUGACUUGGGAGCAAGUUCGAAUCAGGUGCGGGAUGACGACGAAGAGAGCGAUGCGGAUGACGAUGAGGAAGAUGAAGCGCCCGAAGAGGCUUCGAACGUCAAUAGCAGGAAAGCCGUGGAGCAAAGGAGAGCAGCAGAGGAAAAGGAAGAAAAGAGUCGGUCGCUCGGCGCUCGUACGCGAUUCCGAACGUUCUGACCGCAGCACCCUUCCCCCUCGCACUCUUAGCCGCAAAGCCGCGAGGAGCAGGGCAGCCAAAGCUCGACAGACCGCCGCAUUAGCUUCCAAAUCCAUUCUCAAAGCUAAAGCUACUCGGGGCGAUGCAGCACUAUCGGGACUUUCAGGAGAGGAGGAGGAGGACAAAGUCGUAUCAUCGCUGACCGCUACUAGUCAAUCCACUCGACUAGAUCCAAAAAUCUUCGAGAGCGUAUUUGGAUCUGCAGCAUCGCUGCAAGGUAAUGGAUCUGAGAUAUCGAACAGACCGACAACAGCUGGAGAAUUGGCAGAGGCGCUGAAGGAGAGACGACAGGUGCACAGGGCAGAGAAAGAGAGAAAGAAUAGAGAGGGUGGUGUAGUGAGAGGGAGAGAUGGAGAAAGCAUGAAGAGGCUGCGAGACGGACGGACAGUGGUCAGAUCUGCCGCGGCGCCAAGGAUAGACCUGCCAGGCUCGCAUGAGGAUGCAAAUCCCGAUAGGAUGACAAGGCACCAUGAAGAGCGUGAAGACAUACUACUCCCCCAACCCGUGUCUUUUCGAGCAGGCGAGACACGUCCAGCAGCUCGCUCUCGAGCCUUUCUCAAACGAUCCCUCAAGCUGUAUAGCGCAGAACAAGCCGCGCGCAAAGCCGUCAAGGAGAGGGCUCGCAAGACAAACGUAAAGGGCACGGCGACGCCCAAGAAGACGACGGAUGAUCCUUUGGGAAUGGAAGAUCCUGCAUUCUUGCCCGGUGGAGAAUUCUACAAGGGCGACAAAAAGUUGACGGGCAAGAGAGGAAAGAGGGGAAGGGCGCCCGUGCCCAAGAAGGACUCGGCAUUCGGUAGAAGUGCAUCUUCGCACGCCGCAUUUGGAAGAACAGCCAAUCAAGGACCUGCUCUGCUCUUCUCUGCUUCUGCUUUUUGAUGUCUUGAGCGACUCGCUUGCCAAUUUCACCGUCCAUCGCGACGCUCCGAUGAGCAUCGCUUGCAAAUCGCGCCCGUGUGCGUUCCACGCGAGCCUUGGCUCUUUCCCG
This is a messenger RNA of Ceraceosorus guamensis, 1337 nucleotides long. RefSeq lists its product as hypothetical. The transcript has 4 exons. The record is from RefSeq and is a predicted model, not a curated record. Lineage: Eukaryota; Fungi; Basidiomycota; Exobasidiomycetes; Ceraceosorales; Ceraceosoraceae. The coding region runs from base 83 to 1228 and encodes 381 amino acids.